UGUUGUUUUAGUUUGUUGAAAAAAAGUUGUUUACCUAAAAUUGUUUUUUUUCCCUUCUAGUUUCACAAGCCAGACCUCCACCAAAUCAAAAGAAAGGGUCCCGGACCCCCAUUGUCAUCAUCCCUGCCGCCACCACCUCACUCAUCACAAUGCUCAAUGCUAAGGAGCUCCUCCAGGAUCUGAAGUUUGUCACGCCGGAAGAGAAGAAGAAGCAGGGCAUCCAGCGUGAUAAUGAGGUUCUGCUGCAGAGACGCAAAGACCAGAUCCAGCCGGGGGGGGCGACGGUGAGCGUCACCGUGCCGUACCGAAUCAUCGACCAGCCGCUCAAACUGGCUCCACAGGACUGGGAUCGAGUGGUGGCCGUGUUUGUGCAGGGUCCUGCCUGGCAGUUCAAAGGCUGGCCGUGGCUGCUGCCUGAUGGUUCUCCUGUUGACAUUUUUGCCAAAAUUCGAGCCUUUCAUCUGAAGUACGACGAGGCGAAGAUCGACCCCAACGUGCAGAAGUGGGAUGUGUCCGUCCUGGAGCUGAGCCGCCACCGGCGCCAUCUGGACCGACCCGUGUUCCUGCACUUCUGGGAAACCGUCGACAGAUACCUGGUCAAACACAAAGCUCACCUCCGGUUCUGAGCCCAGAUCACUGCGUCCAUCCCCGGAAAAAAUACUAUGACCCCCUCCAACCCUCCUCGGUCCAACUUUGCCAUCCCAUUAUCCAUUUUGAUUCUCAUCUCGUGGACUUCCUCCUUUACUUCCUCGAGGACUACUUUUCUCUGGACACCUGCGGGGAGAUUUAGGGAAUUUUCUGUUUUUGGUUGUAAUUAUUUCCUAAUAUUUUCAUGUAGAAAAAUACCAAAAUAUGUUUUUAUAUGAAAAAAAAUACUGUGGAAAUGAUUAAGAUGCGAUAUCUAGCAACAUAAUGGGGUCGGAGGGAGAGGUUUCAUUUUGUCAAAAGUAAAGAGGACUGUUAAGGUCAAAAUGACUCUUGGUACAAACAAAGCAGCCACUGAGUUUGAGGAAAGUGACUUCCUUUACACUUUUUCCUUUUGGGUUUCUUUGGUCUGAAUGUACAUAUAUGAUAUGAUGAUCGCUGUCAGAUCACAGCUCUGAGCGGAGAGAAGGUUGCCAGUGAUUUGUUAAUACGACUGUUAUCAAGUCAGUCUGUUCCUAGCUCAGUUUUUGACUGUUCAGCAUUUCUCUGGGUCAUACAAUGGCCUUGUUAAAGUCUUCGUUUUCUUUGUUGGUGUUGUGCUAGAGGAGAAAUAUGAUGGAAAGUAUUGCUUUAAGUGGUCACAUGAAAAUAGACAAUAAAGCCUCAGAAAAACAAAA
This is a messenger RNA of Notothenia coriiceps (black rockcod), 1322 nucleotides long. It is a transcript of the gene cdc73, whose product is annotated as cell division cycle 73, Paf1/RNA polymerase II complex component, homolog (S. cerevisiae). Gene Ontology annotation, molecular function: RNA polymerase II complex binding. Gene Ontology annotation, cellular component: Cdc73/Paf1 complex. Lineage: Eukaryota; Metazoa; Chordata; Actinopteri; Perciformes; Nototheniidae. Bases 150 to 626 code for a protein of 158 amino acids. The record is from RefSeq and is a predicted model, not a curated record. Gene Ontology annotation, biological process: transcription elongation by RNA polymerase II; positive regulation of transcription elongation by RNA polymerase II. The transcript has 6 exons.